GUGCUGGGCAGAAGCCUUGCCUCCUCUGCAGAACAGCCCCCACCACUUGUGCACAGACAAGGCAGGAGCAAGCAACACGCUGGGACUAUCACGCUGCUGUAGUGCCCUGAACUGCUGCUACUCAAGACAGUCCAGUAAAGCGUGAUUCCAGGAAUAAGGGUGAGGCAGUCAGAACUCUGCAACACACUCAAGAAGCAGCCAUGGAGCAAGACGCAGCCACACCGGUCACCUUUCAGAUGACAGCUGAGAACUAACCUGGGAUUGCAGUGCUAGCAGCAGAUUUGAGCACCGGUGCUUGGUUUCAGAAAGCUGGGUUGCAUCCAGUUGUCGCCUGCAGAAGAUGAGUUUGGUCACCUGUAGCACCGCAACACCUCAGGAAUUUGCUGCCAUGUCUUACGGCUUGUGUCUUCUAGUUUCCCACUGUUGACUGGCUACCUCUAGGAGACACCUGGGAAAGAUGGAACUCAACUUCUCCUCUCUGAUGGUUGGCAACACGUCCGAGGCUUUGCAAGGCAUCAGCGUGGACGAUGAUGCCAUCAUACCAACCUAUGGGCUGGAGAGUUUCCGAAUUAUUAUUGCCGCCGUCUACUCUUUGGUCUGCGCGGUGGGACUGCUGGGCAACUUCUUUGUCAUGUACCUCAUCAGGGCUAAGAAAGUCGCCGGUCUCACGGCCAUAGACAUCUUCGUUUUCUGCCUGGCCCUAAGCGACUUCCAGUUCGCCAUCACCCUGCCAUUUUGGGCUGUGGAUGCCAUCUUGGACUUCAGCUGGCCUUUUGGUAAUCUCAUGUGCAAGAUUAUCCUGACUAUGACUCUCCUAAAUGUCUACAACAAUGUUUUCCUCCUUACCGCCAUGGCGGUGACCAGAUACUGGUCGGUAGCCUCGGCAAUGAGCCUUAGGUGCAGGGUCUCCACUUCUGUUGCCAAAUGGAUCAGCUUUGCCCUCUGGCUUUUGUCUGUGGUGGCCACAAUGCCAACUACAAUUUUUGCCAGCACGGAAAAAGUCCACGGGGAAGAGCUUUGUCUUCUCAAGUUUCCGGGCAAGAAGUGGCUGGCCACCUACCAUCUUCAGAGGGUCAUCAUUGCAUUUGUCAUACCUCUGGUGGUGAUAUCUUCAUCCUACAUUAUGCUAUUAAACUUCCUGCGACAACAUAAGGUCAAUGCCAACAACCAACACAGGCAAAGCAGGAUCACCAACUCGAUCCAGCUGGUUAUCAUCGUCUUCUUCAUCUGCUGGUUCCCCAACCAUGCCGGCAUUUUCUGGGGGAUCCUCAUGAAGUAUGAAGUGGUGCAAUGGAGUGAUGCAUAUUACUACUUUCAUACAUUUGUUUACCCCAUCACGGUGUGCCUUGCCCACAGUAACAGCUGCCUAAAUCCUGUGAUCUACUGCCUCAUGAGGAAGGAGUUCCGCAAGGCUCUCAAGGAUUUGUUCUGGCAAGUAUCGAGCAGGACGGUUUCCUACUUGCCCGACGGAAGUGGAAAACGUGCAGGUAUGGACCAAGAGACCACAAUGCCCCUGUUUCAAAAGUCCAGUUUCCCCCAAACUGGGAGCAAGGACUACCCAGUAGCCUCAAUCUCCACCAUAACCAUCGUUCCAGAGCUGACUAUUAAGGAUCCGAGUCAGCACAAUGCAGAGCCCAGGCGGCAGGAAACAUUGAUAGACUAGCUUGGUGCCUGUAGGUGAAGUCGGACUGCUUUCCCACUCUCAUAUGUACUAACAGACAAAAAUAGAAAUUUCUGUGUGGCCGUCUUUGAGUCAGGUCUACGUGACGGAUGCUCGGAUGGUGUGGUGUCCUCCUUUCAGUCUGUUAUUUUGCCUCUGUUACUACUACUUCAAAGUGUGUCGUUGAUUGCUGAGCAUUAAUAGGCACUUAAAGACAUCAAUACCAGCUAUCUGCCUAAUGAUCCAGAACAGUGUAUUGUUCUUAGUAAAUAUGGAUUUAUCGAGUGGCCCUUGUUUUAUAAUUGAGUCUGUUGCUGAGGUCUUGCAGAGCACAAACAGCUCAGCCGUGCUUAAACUUUAUUUUGAGACAAAUUGCAGGUUAUUGAUCAAAAGACUGUGGCCUGGCGGCCGGAAUGAACUGGGGCGGGGGGGUCUAGCAGCCCGUCAUAGAUAACAUCAGUUCUACGUGCAAUAUCAUAGACUGCAGAGCAUUUUACACAUGCAUCAUUACUGCGUAAGCAGGAGAAUGUCUCGUAGAGAAGGUUGCAUAAUUAUCUUUUUGUUACGGUCAGGGUAUCUGACAAAUUUGUUCAAUUGUUUGUUCAAUUGUUUGUACUGUAAAAAAGGAAACAAAUGAAAAAUACAUUAUCAUGUGUUGCUGGUCAAUGAUAGGUGCAAGAAAGUGGAUGCUAUACGGAGGCUUUUCUAUAUAACAAUCUCCCGUUCUCAUUCUCACUCCUCUUCCCCAGAGAUGGAACUAACGAUUGUCUUAUCAAUCAAUCAUCUGCUGGAGAGUCGCACAUCUCUGUGACAGUACGACUAACAGCUUGUCCUAAUAUUUCACAGCAGAGAAUGGGGAAAAUGGUCUUGCAUAGGGCUCUUAUCCAGAGAAGCCCAAAUUUGGGAGUACGGCUUUGGGUAUGACAGUGUUUGGUUCAUCCGUGGUAUUUCUAUGACUGUCAGUCUACUCCAAGUUGAUGUGUCUUAUUGAUCUGAUUAUUAACAUCCCAGUACUGGAAGGGGAUGUAGUUGGGAUCCCGAAUGUCAGUAUGCCGGG
Messenger RNA from Pseudophryne corroboree (corroboree frog), 2717 nucleotides. RefSeq names its product relaxin family peptide/INSL5 receptor 4 (gene RXFP4). Gene Ontology annotation, molecular function: C-C chemokine receptor activity; C-C chemokine binding. NCBI's taxonomy places the organism in Eukaryota, Metazoa, Chordata, Amphibia, Anura, Myobatrachidae. The record is from RefSeq and is a predicted model, not a curated record. Gene Ontology annotation, biological process: positive regulation of cytosolic calcium ion concentration; calcium-mediated signaling; cell chemotaxis. The transcript has a single exon. Gene Ontology annotation, cellular component: external side of plasma membrane; membrane. The coding region runs from base 458 to 1663 and encodes 401 amino acids.